Molecule: messenger RNA, 717 nt
Organism: Fonsecaea nubica
Lineage: Eukaryota; Fungi; Ascomycota; Eurotiomycetes; Chaetothyriales; Herpotrichiellaceae
Exons: 10
Coding region: 1-717 (238 amino acids)
Source: RefSeq, a predicted model, not a curated record
AUGGUCAAAUACGCUCUUUUGCUCUGCGCGGCAGUCGCAGUGACGGCCGUUGCAAUCCCAGCGCCCUUGAGGCCCGUUGCGGAAGUGACCAAGCGAGGAGAGGACACUGCUGUUGAGUAUUGGGACAAGCGAAGCGAGGAUACCGCCGUUGAGUACUGGGACAAGACCAAGAGGGCUGAGGAUACUGCCGUCGAGUACUGGGACAAGCGCAGUGAGGAUACCGCUGUCGAAUAUUGGGAUAAGCGAAGCGAAGAUACUGCAGUCGAGUACUGGGACAAGGCCAAACGAGGCGAAGACACUGCUGUGGAAUACUCCUUCAACACGCAUGACUCCGAUGCUAAUACCAUGCUAGGGGACAAGGUCAAGCGCAGCGAGGACACUGCCGUCGAGUACUGGGACAAAGUCAAGCGUGGCGAGGACACUGCCGUAGAGUACUGGGACCGCAAGGCUAAACGUGGCGAAGAUACUGCUGUUGAGUACUGGGACCGCAAGGCCAAGCGUGGUGAAGACACCGCUGUCGAAUACUGGGACCGCAAGGCCAAAGCUAGACGCGGUGAGGACACUGCCGUCGAGUACUGGGACAAGAGAUCUCCUGACAGCAACACCGCUGUCGAAUACUGGGACAAGCGGUCUCCCGACAGCAACACCGCUGUUGAAUACUGGGACAAGAAGAUGGCCAAGCGUGACUCCGACACAGCCGUCGAGUACUGGGACUAA